GUGCUUUCCCUCGCUUUUUCUGAACAUGGUAAAUGGUAACUUUUAUGUAAUUUAUGAAAAAAUUCGGAAAAAAUAUACAAAAUCUUUCAAUAAUAAUAAUACAGAGUUGAAAUAAAAGCACUUUUGAGAUUAAUUAACAUAAUUUUUAAUAAAAAAAGACUGCAUUUCACUGAAUAAUUGUUUAGUGCUAUUUAUAAUGGGAAGGAGGAAAAGGAACAGUUAUGAGAUUAGUUGUUCACAGACAGUCAGAUAAAAAACCCACAAAAUGAGUGAUUCUAGUGAAAAUUAUGAAGAUCUCCAGUCAGAACUGCCUCUGGAAUCCAUUUACACAAUUCGUGUUAUUCUGCUUCAGCUCAAAGUCCAGAGGAAUAAAAUGGAAAAUGUUAAGCAUUGUUGUGAGAAGAUUCGAGAAGCUGUGGAUAAAUAUGGACCAGGAAGUGAUACUUGGACCAUUAGAAACCGCACGAUUGUAUGCAUUUUGCCAGAAUAUUUAAAUUGUCCCAAUGAUUUAAUGAGUUUUCGGGAUUACGCUGAAAAUGUUCCUGAAGGCUACACUAGCAAUCAUUUGUCUCUUGUGGCUGGAGAAUUAGGAAUUAAUAUAAUAGCUGGAGCUAUUCCUGAAUGUUCUCACAGUGGACGACCACCUAUUUACAGUACCUGUGCUAUUUAUUCUACCGAGGGAGAAGUAAUUGGGAAGUACAGGAAGCUCCAUUUGUACGAUGUGGAUGCUCCUGGAUGCUAUCCCUACAAGGAGUCUGAUGUUUUUACCGCCGGAAAACACUAUAUAACGACUAAUAUCGAUAAUGCAAUGUUUGGUGUUGGAAUUGGCUACGAUAUAAGAUUUGAGGAACUUGCACGUGUAUAUCGCAAAGAAGGGUGCAAUUUUUUGGUUUACCCUGCAACCUUUUCGGCAUCUCAUGGACCUAGGGAUUGGCUAACACUGCAGCGUGCUAGAGCAAUGGAUACUCAGUGCUUCAUUGCAACUGUUGCUCAGGCUCGGGAUGAAAGAGCUGAUUUUCUCUCUCAUGGGCACUCUUCGCUUAUUGAUCCCUUUGGAAAUGUAGUUGCGAGUGCAGGAAUAGAGGAAUCGAUCAUAGCCAGCGACAUAGAUUUCAAUCUUGUUGACAAGGCUCGAGCUCAAAUUCCCAUUUCUGUCCAUCGUCGAACUGAUAUCUACGAUACGAUCAUUUAUUAGAUUUUUUCUAAAUUUGUUUCCUUGUAAUUUUUGUAUUUUCAAUGUUGUAAUGUGUCUUUCAGGUCUUGUAGGAAAUUAAAAUACUUUUGAAUGGCCCCUUCCCUGGUGAUCCGUUACUUCGAAUAAACUGUUAUACCAUUCUA
This is a messenger RNA of Phlebotomus papatasi, 1338 nucleotides long. RefSeq names its product omega-amidase NIT2-like. The transcript is spliced from 4 exons. Gene Ontology annotation, biological process: oxaloacetate metabolic process; L-glutamine metabolic process. The record is from RefSeq and is a predicted model, not a curated record. Lineage: Eukaryota; Metazoa; Arthropoda; Insecta; Diptera; Psychodidae. Bases 266 to 1195 code for a protein of 309 amino acids. Gene Ontology annotation, cellular component: mitochondrion. Gene Ontology annotation, molecular function: omega-amidase activity.